CACACACCAACAUUCAAUUGUUUUUUAUAUUUUCUAGCCUACUUUGUUGGUGUUCAUACCAUUAUUUAUUUGCAAAUUGCUUACAUCAGCCAUAUGGCCCGGAUAUAAAUCUACAAUAUUAUGUCAUCUCACUUGUUAAAAAUUGAAUCUCUUCUCUCUAGCAAGUGUUUGACUAGCCUGUGGGAUUCCCUAGAGAGUUUUAUGGUGGGGCUUCUCAUAUUGCAACAAGAAUCUUCAUACAAAGAAAGAAGCAGGCUUUUCAUGGAGUUUCAAAAGUUUUAAACAUCAUAUCAAGAAUAUUAUUAUUACUAUUAUUGUUAUUAUUACAAGAUUUUGAUCGAGAUAUGAACAAAAAAGUUCAAAUUUUUAGAUAAAAUUUGUGGGAUUUUAAGUUCAAGAUCAGAGUAAUGGAGGCAUGGAGAGGCUAAGCAGUAAUUUGUUCGAUAUAUUGGAUAAAGUUUUGGGAUUUUGAGUACAAGAUUAUAGCUAUGGAUGACAGUGUAUUUCCGCCUAAUAACAUGUUCGGAGUUCCAUCGGAAUCCAUGAUGGAUUACGAUUACAUGGAUGAACUCUUGUUAGACGGAUGUUGGUUACAAGCAACAGACGGAUCCGAAUUCAUCAACAACAACAACAAUAAUCCCGUUUUCGACCCUUCAUUUAUCUGGCCGGCGGCAUUGGAGUUCAACAACACUGAUCAUAUACCAGAAGACGACGUUCAAGCAGAGAGGGCGAAAUCGUCAUUCCUCAAGAAUCUUUCAGUCAGUCAAAGUCAAAAUCAAACUCAAGACGGGAUUUUGACGACAACCCACGUUAGUGAUUCGACCGGUUUUCAUAAUCAAUCGGAGACAAGCCAGAGAUGGUGGAUCCCGCCAAGUGUGAAUAUCGGGGUUAAAGAAAGGCUACUCUACGCGAUAGAACAUAUAAAACACUCUUCGGUACACAAAAACGCGCUUAUUCAAAUAUGGCUACCGGAAAACCGAGAAGGAAAGAAAGUUUUGAGUACGACAGAUCAUCUUUUCUCACUCGGGUCGGAUUCCCCUCAACUUUCUAAUUAUAGAAACAUAUCGGAAAACUAUCAUUUUCCAGCAGAGAGUGAUACGAAGGAUAUUGUCGGGUUACCCGGAAGGGUAUUUAUGGGAAAAGUACCCGAAUGGACUCCAGAUGUUCGGUUUUUUAAAACUGAAGAAUACCCAAGAGUUGUUCAUGCUAAACAAUAUGAUGUUCGUGGGAGCGUUGCGGUGCCUAUUUUUGAUCAAGAUAGACAAAGUUGUCUUGGUGUGAUUGAGGUUGUUAUGACUACUCAAAAGAGUAAUUAUACACCAGAAAUAGAUGGCGUUUGUAAAGCUCUCGAGGCGGUUGAUCUGAGGAGUUCUGAAUCUUCAAACGCUCAGAAAAUCAAGGUAACCGAUGGUAUGUAUCAAGCAGCAUUGCCCGAGAUUCACGAGAUCCUAAAAUCCGCUUGCAAAACGCAUAACUUACCUUUGGCUCAAACGUGGGUCCCGUGCAUACAACAAGGAAAAGACGGCUGUCGGCAUUCGGACACAAACUUAAUCCACUGUAUAUCAACCGUAGACCGCGCUUGCUACGUGCACGAUACCCGUUUUAAAGAUUUUCAAGAAGCGUGUUCCGAGCACCAUCUGUUGAAAGGACAAGGUCCUGUAGGUAGAGCUUUCACCACGAACCAACCGAGUUAUUUUCCGGAUGUAACGUCAAUGACGAAAACCGAGUACCCGCUUUCACAUCAUGCUCGGGUUUUCGGUUUGUGUGGGGUCGUUGCAAUACGUCUAAGAAGCACGUUUACGGGUAAUGUUGAUUAUGUGUUGGAGUUUUUUUUACCCGUUGAUUGUAGAGAUCAAGAACAGCAAACAAGUUUGCUUAAUUCUUUGUCGGUUAUUAUACAAAAAGUUUGUCGGAGUUUAAGGACUGUUACGGAUCAGGAGUUGUUGGAAGAAAGUUCGGUUGUUGUUCCAAGUACUGUAGAAGUGAAAGUUGAAGAAAUCUUGACCGAAAAGCCCAUGGAUUUUGUUAGAAAACAACAGAAUGAUACGGGUUCUGGUGAGGGUAGUUCCGUCAAUGAUGGUAUUAAGCGGCCCGAGAGACGACGGGGCGGGCCAAAGUCGGAGAAAACCAUCUCUUUGGAAAUGCUUAGACAGUAUUUUGCUGGCAGCCUGAAAGACGCUGCUAAGAACCUCGGGGUUUGUCCGACGACUUUAAAAAGGAUAUGCCGACAACACGGGAUACAACGUUGGCCUUCUCGGAAGAUCAAGAAAGUCGGUCAUUCAUUACAAAAGAUCCAGCUUGUGAUGGAUUCCGUUCAUGGAGCUUCGGGUUCGUUCCAAAUCGAGUCAUUUUACUCAAAUUUCCCCGCUCUUGCUUCUCCCGAUCCAAACACAAGCUCGCUUUCACCUUCAAAGUUCAUUAUGAUUGAUUCAAAAGCCGGAGAUGGUGUCACGAAAUCACUGUCCCCCUCAUGCAGUCAAACUUCGAGUUCUGGUCAAUCGAGUUCAAGUGGGAACCCCCCGUACCCGUACCCAAACCCACGCACACCUACGGGUGAAGAUACGUGCAACAAUGUCUUGAAAAGAGCGCGUAGUGAUGCGGACCUUCACGUGUCACUUUAUAGUCAAGAUCAAGAUCAAGAUCAAGAUCAAGAACCAGAACAGAAGGUUUUUAAUAGAUCGCGUAGCCAUAAAUUGCUCACCGAGCUCCCAACAGCUCCAAUGAUUCCUCCAAAUAGCGGGAAUGCUCGAGAUGAAAGUAUUCUUAGAGUUAAAGUCGCAUUCGGUGAAGAAAAGAUACGUUUUCGGUUGCAAAACGAUUGGGGAUUCGAUCGGUUACUUCAAGAAAUCGCUAAGAGGUUUAGCGUAAACGAUAUCAAAGAGUUUCAUCUCAAGUACUUUGAUGAUGAUUCCGAAUGGGUUCUUUUAACGUGCGAUGCUGAUUUAGAGGAAUGUAUCGAUGUUUAUAGAUCGUGUAAGAGCGGGACAAUUAAACUCGCUCUUUUAGAACCUCAAUAUUUGGGCGGUGGUAGUUUCGGUAGCAAUGCCACCUUGUAAUAGUCGACCUUGGUUCAUCGGUUCGUUGUUCAGUCACAUUCUUUUGUGACGGGAUCAUCUCGAAUGGUCAUGGUUGAUGGGUCAAGACGGGUUCUUUUGGUCAAACACAUGAAUAAUUCAGCUUAGAAAUCGCGGUUGUGUGUCAAGUUGUCUACGUGUGUUUUUGAUGGUGCAUUAAUGGGUUGUAACGAACGGUUUGGCUUACAGGUUGACGGGAAGAUGAGUAAAAUGUUAGUGAAAUAUACUUGUGUUUUUGAUGGUAGUUUGUUGUACAAAUUAAACUUGGUAAUGGGUAGUUUUGUAUUUGGAUUCUGUAGUAAGUUGUACUGUACGCAUCAACAGUUGUACAUUGUUGUAGUUGAUUGUUGAAAAAGAAAUGAAACGAUGAUAGCCUUUGGGUUUCUA
Molecule: messenger RNA, 3461 nt
Organism: Helianthus annuus (common sunflower)
Lineage: Eukaryota; Viridiplantae; Streptophyta; Magnoliopsida; Asterales; Asteraceae
Product: protein NLP2
Exons: 5
Coding region: 489-3056 (855 amino acids)
Molecular function (GO): DNA-binding transcription factor activity; protein binding
Source: RefSeq, a predicted model, not a curated record